Molecule: messenger RNA, 745 nt
Organism: Symbiodinium pilosum
Lineage: Eukaryota; Dinophyceae; Suessiales; Symbiodiniaceae
Source: the annotation of a GenBank genome assembly
GUCGGUGGUGACCUUCAUGGCAGACGGUAGCAUAGUUGUUGGUGACGAGGCAGUUGAGAAUCGAGGCCGGUACCCCCAACACACCAUCUUCAAUGCCAAGCGAUUCAUCGGUCGCCAGCUGGGCGAGGUUUCCGCAGAAGCUGCGGCCCACGCCUAUAGAGUUGUGGGAAACUUUAGCCGCCACUCAGAGGAGCCAAGCGCUGGCAAUCUGAGUAGCGCAGCGGGCUUUGGCAUCGCCUUCAGCAGUGGAAGCGAGAGGUGGGUUUCUCCUAUCGAAGUCGGCUCGGAAGUAGUUAGGCAUAUGAAGCGAUCUGUUUCACGUCACCUUGGUUUCGACAUUUCGCGGGUUGUCAUUUGCGUUCCGGCAAAGUUUGGCUAUGCAGAAACCAAGGCAACGCAGGAAGCCUUUGAACAAGCCGGGAUGAAGGUCAUGCGCAUUCUCGAGGAGCCCACAGCGGCAGCGGUGGCCUACAACCUGCACCAAGGUGAAGGCGUGAGACAUGUGCUGGUGUACGACAUCGGUGGUGGCACCUUAGACACCUCCCUUCUCUACAUGAACGGGAACGCUGUCAGUGUCCUAAGUGUUGCUGGCGACGAUCAUCUGGGUGGCUCCGACUUUGACACUCAGAUGCGACAGCUCCUGGAAGCGAAGCUAGAGCGCGAUGAAGCGCGGACUGUGCCAGCUGGCGCCGGCAAGGCAAGAAUCACUACUGCUCCCCAUGCAACUGCACCAGAUGUCCGGUAG